UUUUUAUAAUAAAGUUUCCUUAAAUAGGUAGUACAUUUUCAGUUUCUCUCUUCUGCAUUUCCAAGAUUCAAAUUUUUUCAAAAAAAAAAAUAUCAAAACUUUCUUUCCCAGAAUUUGAAGAAGAAGAAAUGGGUAUAAUCAUAAUUUUAUCCAGAAAAAGAAUGUUGUUACAUUCAAUAAAAUCUAUGCUUAUGUUAAUGGGAAUUCUUUCGAUUAUUGGGUUAAUGUUGUUGAAUAUUAGGCUUGUAGAUCCUUCAACUCAAGCAGUUUUUUCUAUUUCAUCUUCCCAGAAAUAUUCAAAUUCUAGUAUAAUCUCCAUUUCUGUAAAUAACCCAGAUGUAAAGUCUUCAUCUUUUUCUUCAUCUUCUCAAAAUAACAGUCAUGGGUUUGUGAAAACGACGUCGUCGGCGUGUGUUACUGUUGAGGAGAUGGGGGAAGGUUUUGGGUCUGAUUUUGCUACUUGGAAAGAAUCUCUUCGAGUUAGAAGAUUGAUUAAUAAUCAUUUUCUAAUCAAUGGUCCUUCAAGAGUUCGGGAGCUCCCUCCAGAGGAAUUCUGUCAGCAUGGUUUUGUGAUAGCAAAAGCUGCUGAAGCUGGCUUUGGGAAUGAAAUGUACAAGAUAUUAACGUCUGCAGCGUUAAGCAUCAUGCUGAAUCGCUCCUUCAUCAUCGGGCAAACCAGGGGAAAAUAUCCUUUUGGGGACUAUAUUACGUACAGCAAUGCCUCAUUUACCCUGAAAGAAGUCAAACAUUUAUGGAAAAAGAAUGGCUGUGUGUCAAGAUUUGGUCGUCAUUUGGUUGUUCGAAUUGAUGAUUUUCAAAAGCCUUUGCGUACAAACAUCCUUUGUAGCAACUGGAGGAAGUGGGAGCAGCCUAUCAUUUGGUUGCAGAAUACAACAGAUGCUGUCGCUGCUCAGUUUUUCUUGAAGAAUGUGCAUCCUGAGAUGAGGAGUGCAGCUCUUGAGUUGUUUGGAAAGCCAGAACUUCACUCGAGACCUAAUGUUUUUGGGGAGUUAAUGCGAGUUCUCAUAUCUCCUUCUCCGGGUAUUGAGGCUGCAGUUAAGUCUGUUCUUGCCACCGGAGAAGAGCCAGAUAUCACAUUGCAUGUGCGGAUGCUGAUGAGCAGGUCAUUGUGGCCAGUGAAAGCUGCACUAAGCUGCAUCAGAAAAGCCUUGGAGAACCUGGAACAGGUGGCAAGACCCAAGGUGGUCGUGGUCUCUGAUACCCCCUCUUUUAUAAGCACAGUCAAACCGAGUUUAGAAGAACUUGCUGAGGUUCUUCACUUCGAUUACAAAUAUUUCAGAAAAAACAAUUCCCUUGAGGUUAGCAGGUCACAUGCUUUAGGAUUCAGGGUCAAAGACUGGGGACCAGCACCAAGAUGGGUUGCAUUUGUGGACUUCUUUCUUGCAUCAAGAGCAAAAUACGCCGUUAUUUCAGGGGCCAAUAGGCGAGUUGGAACAACCUAUGCCCAGCUGAUCGCAGCUUUAGCUGCAGCUCAUAAUCUUGAUGAAAAUGCGAACACAAAUCCUGGUUUUUCAUUUCUAAGCAGCUUUCAGAGCACUCUGCUGAGAAACGGAUUGAGCAAUCAGAUUGGAUGGGGACAUGCAUGGAACAGGUUUGCUGGCCCGCUAAGUUGUCACGGGCAACCCAUACAAUGUGCUUAUACGCCACUUCUUCCACCAGGUUGGUGGGACGGGAUUUGGCAAUCUCCUAUCCCUCGAGACAUUCGGAGGUUAAAGAUGUAUGGCGUCCGACUAUCUGGUUUGGGCACAAUUGAUGAGGAACAUCUCCAAUUUUACUGCAAAGUAAAGAAAAAGGUAGUUAAGGUUCCAGUCUCAUCAAUGUAACUUCUAUACAUAUAAAGGAUAUCUUAAUUUUGUAAGUGUAGGUAUUCUCAUUUCACCCUCUGUAUAUCUAAAAGCUAAUUUCUCUCGAUUGUAUUUGGUUAGAGGGGAAUAAACAGGGGCGGAUUUUGAUAUGUAUCUAAAUUCUGCCAUUGGAAGGCAUUAAAGGAAGUAGUAUUUUUUUUUGGGUUUGA
Beta vulgaris subsp. vulgaris (sugar beet) is the source of this 2035-nucleotide messenger RNA. RefSeq lists its product as uncharacterized. The record is from RefSeq and is a predicted model, not a curated record. The coding region runs from base 129 to 1844 and encodes 571 amino acids. The transcript has 7 exons. NCBI's taxonomy places the organism in Eukaryota, Viridiplantae, Streptophyta, Magnoliopsida, Caryophyllales, Amaranthaceae.